CUUACAUAUUUUAUUUUUAACACUUACCUAUACAUUGUGACAUUGUGUAGCUGUAUAGUAUAUACUGUUCAUUUUGGUCAUUACAGCAACUCCGCGCUAUUCGCACGUCUCUUAUCUUUCUUUCUCUCUCACACAUACUUAUUAUCUUACGGAAUUUUUCGUGAAGGAGAAUGGAAGGGGAGCAAGCAGAGGAGUCAUAUUACACUUCUCGAACUUUUUAAAGAGUAAUAAAUUCUUAUCACGAAACAAAAGAUACCCCGGCUUUAACUUGUAAACUUCUUGCCAGCUGUUAAUUCUAUUUCUAUUUUUGUUUGUUGAUUUUAUGGUUUUGUUUUUUUCCUCUUAACUUUACACCCUGCAUACUUCGUUUUAUUAUUUUCAUGAGCAUGUUACAAAAAUUUAACGGAAUCAAGGCACUUGCAGCCAAAUACUCCACGACAAAGCUAGCCACAAAGUCUCUUAACAGACUCAAACAACUGAGGAAUGAAUUAUGCCAGGAUGCUAAAUCUUCUAUUUUGACAGACACUUUUGGUCGCCAUCACACUUAUUUGAGAAUUUCAAUAACAGAAAGAUGUAAUUUAAGAUGUACAUAUUGUAUGCCUUCCAGUGGAGUUGAACUUACUCGAAAUGAAAAUAUUUUAAAAACUGAUGAAAUAAUUCAACUAGCCAAUCUUUUUGUCAGAGAAGGCAUUACUAAAAUCAGAUUAACUGGUGGUGAACCUACUGUUAGAAAAGAUAUUGUAGAUAUUAUUGCUCAGCUCAAAGGUCUUGAAGGUCUAGAAACUCUUGCUAUGACAACAAAUGGUAUAACAUUGACUAGGCAAUUGCCUGCAUUGCAGAGAGCUGGCUUAAAUUUAUUAAACAUAUCUUUAGAUACGUUGAAGCCAGAUAGGUUUGAAAAAUUUACUAGACGAAAAGGCUGGAAUAAAGUUAUGGCUUCCAUUGACUUGGCAAUUCAAUUAGGAUACAAUCCCGUUAAAAUAAAUACUGUGGUAAUGAGGAACUUUAAUGAUGAUGAAAUUACAGAUUUUGUAGAGUUAACAAAAAAUAAACCAAUUGACGUAAGAUUCAUUGAAUAUAUGCCAUUCUCUGGAAAUGAAUGGAAUACCAAUAAAAUGGUACCAUUCAUAGAAAUGAAAAAAAUCAUAGAAAGAAAAUAUCAUGGUUUUAAAAAAAUAUCUGAUAUGCCUAAUGAUACCUCAAAGGCUUUCCAUGUUCCUGGGUACAUGGGUCAAGUAGGUUUUAUUACUUCUAUGAGUGAGAAUUUUUGCAAUUCGUGCAAUAGAUUAAGGAUCACAGCUGAUGGCAACUUGAAAGUAUGUCUAUUUGAAGGAAAAGGAGAGGUAUCUUUAAGAGAUGCUUUGAGAAACAAUGUUUCGAGCCAAGACUUGAAAAUUAUUAUUCGCAAUGCAGUACUUAAAAAGAAGAAACAGCAUGCAGGUGACGGAAAAAAUAAUAAUUUAAAGGCACCUGGAAACAGAAUACUCAACUUAACAGUGUUACCAAGUACGAUGAAUCAUCAAAGUUAUCAAGUGAAACAAUGCAGAAAGAGAUUGUACACCACGCUGACUCAUAUAGAUAAGGAAGGAAAAGCAGCAAUGGUAGAUGUGGGUUCAAAAAGUCAAAAUGUUCGUAUUGCUAAAGCUAGAGGAUAUAUUUACGUUGGGGCUAUUAUUACUCAAUUAAUAAUGGAAAAUAAUAUUAAAAAAGGCGACGCUCUAACAAUUGCGCAAUUGGCAGGAAUAAUGGCUGCUAAAAAAACUUGGGAUUUGAUACCGCUUUGUCAUCCAUUAACGCUCAACUAUGUAAAAGUUGAUUUAAAAUUGAGUGUCGAUUCGCACAGAGUCGAAAUAACGUCGGAAGUUAAAUGUACGGAAAAAACCGGUGUAGAAAUGGAAUCUUUAGUGGCUGUGAGUGUUGCAGCUCUCACGGUAUAUGAUAUGUGUAAAUCAGCAGUUCCACCUGAUACAAUGCACAUAGCUGGUAUAGAGUUAGUUUCUAAGGUGGGAGGUAGUAGAGGUGAUUUUUUCAAAGAAUAACUUAAUUAAUAACACAAUUGUGCAUUGUUUG
Molecule: messenger RNA, 2070 nt
Organism: Copidosoma floridanum
Lineage: Eukaryota; Metazoa; Arthropoda; Insecta; Hymenoptera; Encyrtidae
Gene: Mocs1
Product: Molybdenum cofactor synthesis 1
Biological process (GO): Mo-molybdopterin cofactor biosynthetic process
Molecular function (GO): 4 iron, 4 sulfur cluster binding; metal ion binding; GTP 3',8'-cyclase activity
Source: RefSeq, a predicted model, not a curated record